This is a messenger RNA of Cydia amplana, 3621 nucleotides long. Its product is annotated as homeotic protein spalt-major. Gene Ontology annotation, cellular component: nucleus. The transcript has 9 exons. Gene Ontology annotation, molecular function: RNA polymerase II cis-regulatory region sequence-specific DNA binding; DNA-binding transcription factor activity, RNA polymerase II-specific. Gene Ontology annotation, biological process: regulation of transcription by RNA polymerase II. The coding region runs from base 389 to 3559 and encodes 1056 amino acids. NCBI's taxonomy places the organism in Eukaryota, Metazoa, Arthropoda, Insecta, Lepidoptera, Tortricidae. The record is from RefSeq and is a predicted model, not a curated record.
UGAGCCGGGCGCGGCCCCGCCUCCUGUCAUAACCGUAUACCUGGUGCGCGCGCGCGCUCGCCGCCCGCCGCCCGUCGCCCGCCGCCUCGCUCAGUCGCGCUUCAGAUGGCGAGUGGCGCGCCCGGCCGCACCCCGUGUCCGCCGUAGCUCCCGAACACUGCGCGACGCGCGAGUGCCGACCUCCAGCCCUGCUGCGGGGCCAUGCGGCUGUAGCCGCCGACACCAUGCCGCGCGUGAAGCCAGCCUGCGUCCGUCGCGUCUCCAUCGGUACCUAGCUCACCCACCACGCACAUCACUACACAACCAUCAUACAUUUCGGAACAGUGAAUAUAUUUUGACGAGAAAGAUUACCGUGAAUACAUUUUCGUAAAGCCGACCGCGCGCGACAAUGAUUCAGUUAGCGACGAUAAAAUUCGGCAUCCACCAGAAAGUGAGCACUAAAAUUCGCCCUCAACGUGGUGAAAGUUCCGGUUCGUGUUCGGAAGAAGAAAUUAACAAUGUCAUACCAGAAGAAGCGAGAGAUAGAACAGAGGCGCACAUGUGCCCACGCUGCCAGGAGCAGUUCGAUAAUCUGCACGAAUUCCUGCACCACAAACGAGUGUGCGAUGAGAAGGCGCUACAGAUGGGCGAGGAACGAAUGCACUCCGACCCUGAGGAGAUGGUCGUAUCAGGGGACGAAGAAAUGGAUGAACCUAACAAAAGAUUAGAACAAGUGCGAAGGCAUCGACAAGAUGCAGAAAAUAAUAACAGCCUCGAAGAAGGAGAAGCAGAAGUGCCUGAAGCCGACGUGCCGCCGGUGGGACUACCUUUCCCGGUUGCCGGACACGUGACGCUCGAAGCGCUCCAAAACACGAAAGUCGCUGUAGCGCAAUUUGCCGCCACAGCGAUGGCGAACAAUGCCGACAAUGAAGCGGCGCUACACGAACUUGCCGUCCUACAAAGUACACUUUUCACGCUACAACAUCAACAAGUUUUUCAACUACAGUUGAUACGGCAACUACAAAGCCAACUGUCGCUAACACGACGGAGAGAUGAUGACGCAAGCCCGCCGCCGAAUGACGAACCGAUCGUGCCUGCGCCUGCCGCUCGAUCACCGUCGCCGCCUCGUCCGCCACGGGAGCCAACACCUCCUGUAUCCAUGCCUCCUACUAGCCAAAGUUUACCGUCUACGCACGCGCAUCUUAUUCCUAAGACAGAGCAAAUCUCCAUUCCAAAAAUCCCAACCUCUACGCCACCUAUGAUGUCCCACCCACCCUACAGUUCCAUAUCGUCCUCUUUAGCAUCUUCGAUCAUAACGAAUAAUGAUCCACCACCAUCCCUCAACGAACCAAAUACGCUUGAAAUGCUACAAAAACGCGCCCAAGAAGUACUCGAUAACGCAUCACAAGGUCUACUAGCGAAUAACCUUGCAGACGAAUUAGCAUUUCGUAAAUCUGGAAAGAUGUCGCCCUACGACGGAAAAAGUGGAGGGCGAAACGAACCAUUCUUCAAACAUCGCUGCAGAUACUGCGGGAAAGUCUUUGGAAGCGAUUCAGCGCUACAAAUCCACAUCCGGUCGCAUACAGGUGAACGACCUUUUAAAUGUAACGUAUGUGGAUCCCGAUUCACGACUAAAGGGAAUCUUAAAGUCCAUUUCCAAAGACAUACUGCGAAGUUUCCACAUGUCAAGAUGAACCCUAACCCGAUACCAGAGCAUUUGGACAAAUAUCACCCUCCGUUAUUAGCGCAACUGUCGCCGGGACCCAUCCCGGGUAUGCCGCCCCAUCCACUUCAGUUCCCUCCAGGCGCACCUGCACCUUUCCCACCAGGCUUGCCGUUGUACAGACCACCGCACCAUGAUCUACUGCCUCCACGUCCACUGGGAGACAAACCUCUACCGCCUCAUCCACUAUUCGCAAUGCGUGAAGAACAAGAUGCUCCGGCUGAUCUCAGUAAACCAUCUGCGCCGAGCCCUUCCCGAUCUGCACCCGAAAUGUUCAAAUCUGAACCCCAAGAUGAAGAGAGCCAACGGGAUUCUAGUUUCGAAGAAUCAGAACGCGUAUCACCCAAGCGAGAACCAGAAGAGAACGAUGCAACUCAGGAGGCUGAACAUGACCGAUAUCCCUCAACGUCGCCUUACGAUGACUGCAGCAUGGACUCAAAAUACAGCAAUGAAGACCAAAUCGGCAGAGAAAGUCCGCAUCUGAAGCCCGAUCCAGAUCAACCGGAAAACUUAUCAAGUUCGGAGAGCGGGCGGAGCGCGCGGGCAUCGCCGCCGUCGCCGACGCUGUCCUGCCUGUCCACGCCGCCACGGCUGCCGCUGCACUCGCCGCUGCCUUCGCCGCCAGCCCCCCUCGCGGCGCUUGGUGCUCUCGGAGGAUCGCCCUUCAGCCCGCUCGGACUCGCUUUUCCUCCCGCAGUGCGCGGCAACACAACGUGUAACAUCUGCUACAAGACUUUCGCCUGCAACUCCGCCCUGGAGAUACAUUAUCGAAGCCACACCAAAGAGCGCCCUUUUAAAUGCACUGUUUGCGAUCGCGGCUUUUCAACAAAGAGCAGUGGCGGCGGUUGUCGGUGUGGUAGGCGCCCGCGCGCCCCUCGCCCGCCGCACGCCACUGCUUUGGAUCUCUGGAACGCCUUCGUUUAUCCGGGCAACAUGAAGCAGCACAUGCUAACGCACAAGAUCCGAGACAUGCCACCGUCGUUCGAGAAGGGGAUGUCGGGGCCGCCGGGUCCGCCGAGCGAGGAGCGCGACGCGAGCCCGGAGCGCCGGUCUUCGCCCGACAAGCUGGAGCUGAAACGGUCUCCCCCGGCGCAUCCGCCAAUGUCGCACGCCCCGCCUAUCGACAUGCCGCCGAUGCCCAAGCGACCUAGCGUGUCAAGCGGGCCGACGCACCCUCCGCCGCCGGUGUCCUCCAAGCACCUGUGUGGCGUGUGCCGCAAGAACUUCUCCUCGUCGUCGGCGCUGCAGAUCCACAUGCGAACCCACACGGGCGACAAGCCCUUCCGGUGCGCCGUCUGCCAGAAGGCCUUUACCACCAAAGGGAAUCUCAAGGUGCAUAUGGGCACGCACAUGUGGAGCGGCGGUGCGUCGCGGCGCGGGCGCCGCAUGUCGCUGGAGCUGCCGCCGCGGCCGCUGCACGAGCCGCACGACCUGCUGCGGCGGCCCGACCUCUUCUACCCGUACCUGCCCGCGCCCUUCCUUAACGGCAUGCAGCAAAAGCUGAACGAAAUAUCAGUGAUCCAACAAAGCGCGGGUCAGAACGGCGUCGCUGGAAAAUUCCCUGGCCUUCUCGGCUUCGGUCCGUUCGGCGCGCGGCCAGGCGCGGCGUCGCCGCUGGAGCGGCCGCCCUCGCUGGAUGGCGACGAGCGCCAGGCCGCCAUGCGAGAGCUGGCCGAGCGCGGGCGGGAGCUGGCCGAGCGCAGCCGCAUGCGCGACGAGGAGCAGUACCGCUCGCCGCCCGCGCACGGCCCGCUGCCUCCCCCCGCGCAGGCGUCGCCGCCCGCGCCGCACCACCCGCACCCGCACCCGCUCGCCUCGCUCCCUCCGCCCGCCCGCACUGAAGGACUCACGGUCUAAUCGGACCUUAAGAGUCGGAACUGCAUUUAUGUCAGGUCGGAAGCGGGUCUCGUAGGAGCUCC